This is a messenger RNA of Mus musculus (house mouse), 5899 nucleotides long. It is a transcript of the gene Adgrb3, whose product is annotated as adhesion G protein-coupled receptor B3. NCBI's taxonomy places the organism in Eukaryota, Metazoa, Chordata, Mammalia, Rodentia, Muridae. Gene Ontology annotation, cellular component: membrane; plasma membrane. The record is from RefSeq and is a predicted model, not a curated record. Gene Ontology annotation, molecular function: G protein-coupled receptor activity; transmembrane signaling receptor activity. The transcript is spliced from 30 exons. Gene Ontology annotation, biological process: cell differentiation; animal gross anatomical part developmental process; negative regulation of angiogenesis. Bases 812 to 5281 code for a protein of 1489 amino acids.
GCGCGCGGGAGGGUUGCCCAGCGGCGGGUGCGCGCCGAGGAACGCGCGGGCCCCCUUCGCGCGCAGCCCGGGGAGAGCGAGCGCCGCGCGCCGGCGCGCACGCCCGCCACACAGCUUUACUAUCUCGUGCCCUCGCGCGCCUCCCUCCUCGCCCGGCAUUCAAACAGCUUCCCGACGUCGCCAGCCCAGGAUUUUACCCCCAGCUCCUCAGCCGCGCUCCGUCCAUCAGUACCUGGCAGGGAGGAGGGCCGGGGAGGAGGGCGCACCAAGCAAGCAAACGGCUCCUGCUCCAGCCUCGCCACCGGCCGGGAGCACUCCUGCCACCAGCCCACCGCCCAACACGCCGCCCCAGCCAGCGCCGCCGGCCACUUCUCAGCGCUUUUUUGGCUUCUUGGCCAAUCCGUUUGUUGCGGGGGGGUGGGUUUGGGAAAACACAUCUGCGCUCUUUAUCCACUUCCAUUUUUCUGUUUGGUGUUUCUGUGGAGUCUCCCUUCAGGGGGCCUCUCCCCGCCUCUCCUUUGAAGGCUUCAUUCACUUGGAUAAGGCGCAAGGCUCUGGCCGCUGGAUACCACCGCCCCCCCCCCUAUUAUUUUUUUUUCCUUUUUUUCCCUCUGCCUUUCGUUUGCAUGCAUUAUUUUUUUUCCAAUCAUAAAUCUUAAUAUUUGAAGCUGAACCGGGGGGAAAAAUGGGCAACGGUGAUUGGGACCGAAGGGGAGUCUCUCCAUCACUGUUGUUGGGACGUGUGCCUGUUCUGGUGUCUUAGAUCAAGAGCCUCCCGGAGCUUUCGGAGUGGAAGGCCAAAUGACAUAGGAUGAAGGCUGUUCGUAACCUGCUGAUUUAUAUAUUUUCCACCUAUCUCCUGGUUAUGUUUGGAUUUAAUGCUGCCCAAGACUUCUGGUGUUCCACUUUGGUGAAGGGAGUCAUUUAUGGAUCCUAUUCUGUAAGUGAAAUGUUUCCCAAAAACUUUACAAACUGCACCUGGACACUGGAAAAUCCAGAUCCAACCAAAUAUAGCAUUUACCUGAAAUUUUCCAAAAAGGACCUUAGCUGCUCUAACUUUUCCCUUCUGGCUUAUCAGUUUGAUCAUUUUUCCCAUGAAAAAAUAAAGGAUCUUUUGAGAAAGAACCAUUCCAUAAUGCAACUUUGCAGUUCCAAGAAUGCUUUUGUUUUUCUACAGUACGAUAAAAAUUUCAUUCAGAUACGCCGGGUAUUUCCAACUGAUUUCCCAGGAUUACAGAAAAAAGUCGAAGAGGAUCAGAAAUCUUUUUUUGAGUUUUUGGUACUGAACAAGGUGAGCCCGAGCCAGUUUGGUUGCCAUGUCUUAUGCACUUGGUUGGAAAGCUGCUUAAAAUCCGAAAAUGGGAGAACCGAGUCUUGUGGAAUUAUGUACACAAAAUGCACGUGCCCCCAGCACUUGGGAGAGUGGGGAAUAGAUGACCAGUCCCUGGUUCUGUUAAAUAACGUCGUGUUACCCCUGAAUGAGCAGACGGAGGGUUGCCUGACUCAGGAGCUGCAAACUACUCAAGUCUGCAAUCUGACCAGGGAGGCCAAGAGACCACCCAAAGAAGAAUUUGGAAUGAUGGGAGAUCAUACAAUUAAAAGUCAGCGACCUCGAUCUGUCCAUGAGAAAAGGGUCCCUCAGGAACAAGCUGAUGCUGCUAAAUUUAUGGCACAAACUGGUGAAUCUGGUGUGGAAGAGUGGUCCCAGUGGAGCGCAUGCUCAGUUACUUGUGGUCAAGGGUCGCAGGUGCGAACCAGAACUUGUGUAUCACCUUACGGGACACACUGCAGCGGCCCAUUAAGAGAAUCAAGGGUUUGCAAUAACACUGCCCUCUGUCCAGUACAUGGAGUUUGGGAGGAAUGGUCACCUUGGAGCUUAUGCUCCUUCACAUGUGGCCGAGGCCAAAGAACACGAACCAGGUCAUGCACACCUCCUCAGUAUGGAGGAAGGCCCUGUGAGGGACCUGAAACUCAUCACAAGCCUUGUAAUAUUGCCCUCUGUCCAGUUGACGGACAGUGGCAGGAAUGGAGUUCAUGGAGCCACUGCUCAGUGACAUGUUCUAAUGGGACACAGCAGAGGAGUCGGCAGUGCACAGCAGCUGCUCAUGGAGGCUCUGAGUGCCGAGGACCAUGGGCUGAAAGCAGGGAGUGCUACAACCCUGAAUGUACAGCCAAUGGUCAGUGGAAUCAGUGGGGUCACUGGAGUGGAUGUUCCAAGUCCUGUGAUGGUGGCUGGGAGAGGAGAAUGAGGACUUGUCAGGGCGCAGCUGUAACAGGACAGCAGUGUGAAGGCACAGGUGAAGAGGUACGAAGAUGCAGUGAGCAGCGGUGCCCAGCACCUUAUGAAAUAUGCCCAGAGGAUUAUCUUAUAUCAAUGGUGUGGAAAAGGACUCCUGCAGGCGACCUGGCAUUCAAUCAAUGUCCACUGAAUGCCACAGGCACCACUAGCAGACGCUGCUCUCUCAGUCUUCAUGGAGUGGCCUCCUGGGAACAGCCGAGCUUUGCAAGAUGCAUAUCCAAUGAGUACAGACACUUGCAGCAUUCAAUUAAAGAGCACCUUGCGAAGGGGCAGCGGAUGCUGGCAGGUGAUGGAAUGUCCCAGGUCACCAAGACACUAUUGGAUUUAACCCAGAGGAAAAAUUUCUAUGCAGGUGACCUUCUGGUGUCUGUGGAAAUCCUGAGAAAUGUGACAGACACGUUUAAAAGGGCAAGUUACAUCCCUGCGUCUGAUGGGGUCCAGAACUUCUUUCAAAUAGUUAGCAACCUUCUUGAUGAAGAAAACAAGGAGAAAUGGGAAGACGCACAACAGAUUUACCCAGGCUCAAUAGAGUUAAUGCAGGUGAUUGAAGAUUUUAUACACAUUGUUGGAAUGGGGAUGAUGGACUUUCAAAAUUCAUACCUAAUGACUGGAAAUGUAGUGGCGAGCAUUCAGAAGCUCCCUGCUGCAUCUGUUCUAACCGACAUCAACUUCCCCAUGAAAGGCCGGAAAGGAAUGGUAGACUGGGCAAGAAAUUCAGAAGAUCGCGUUGUGAUUCCAAAAAGCAUUUUCACUCCCGUGUCUUCAAAAGAAUUAGAUGAAUCAUCUGUUUUUGUUCUUGGAGCGGUCCUAUACAAAAACUUAGACCUAAUUUUGCCUACUUUGAGAAAUUACACUGUCGUCAAUUCUAAAGUCAUCGUGGUCACAAUCAGGCCUGAACCUAAAACAACUGACUCAUUUUUGGAGAUAGAGCUAGCUCACUUGGCAAAUGGCACUUUGAAUCCAUAUUGCGUGUUAUGGGAUGACUCAAAAUCGAACGAGUCUUUGGGAACGUGGUCCACCCAGGGAUGUAAAACUGUGCUUACCGAUGCAUCCCAUACGAAAUGCUUAUGUGAUCGGCUCUCUACCUUCGCCAUUUUGGCUCAGCAACCUAGAGAAAUAGUCAUGGAAUCCUCUGGUACCCCCUCAGUUACCCUCAUAGUAGGCAGUGGCCUCUCCUGCCUGGCCUUGAUAACUCUAGCAGUUGUGUACGCAGCACUAUGGAGGUAUAUUCGCUCUGAGAGGUCCAUCAUUCUAAUUAACUUCUGCCUGUCUAUCAUCUCAUCCAAUAUCCUCAUACUGGUUGGACAGACUCAGACACACAAUAAGAGCAUCUGCACGACCACCACCGCGUUCCUGCAUUUUUUCUUCCUGGCUUCAUUCUGUUGGGUCUUGACAGAGGCGUGGCAGUCGUAUAUGGCUGUGACAGGAAAAAUCAGGACCCGGCUUAUAAGAAAACGCUUUUUGUGCCUUGGAUGGGGGCUGCCAGCUUUAGUAGUGGCCACAUCUGUAGGCUUCACUAGGACGAAAGGAUACGGCACGGAUCACUACUGCUGGCUGUCUCUAGAAGGAGGACUGCUCUAUGCCUUCGUUGGACCUGCAGCGGCUGUUGUCCUGGUCAACAUGGUGAUUGGCAUUUUGGUAUUUAAUAAACUUGUUUCCAGAGAUGGGAUCCUAGAUAAAAAGCUAAAACACAGAGCCGGGGCCUCUCUUUGGAGCUCCUGUGUGGUGCUACCGCUUCUGGCUCUGACAUGGAUGUCUGCAGUUCUGGCCAUGACAGAUAAACGCUCCAUAUUGUUUCAGAUACUUUUUGCCGUGUUUGAUUCAUUACAAGGCUUUGUGAUAGUCAUGGUCCACUGCAUUCUUCGGAGAGAGGUUCAAGAUGCAUUUAGAUGCCGGUUGAGAAACUGCCAGGAUCCAAUCAAUGCUGAUUCUUCAAGUUCUUUUCCUAAUGGACAUGCUCAAAUCAUGACAGACUUUGAAAAGGACGUAGACAUUGCUUGCCGAUCAGUGCUUCAUAAGGAUAUCGGCCCCUGCCGCGCAGCAACCAUAACAGGAACACUCUCCAGGAUUUCUCUAAAUGAUGAUGAGGAAGAAAAGGGAACAAACCCUGAAGGGCUAAGCUACUCAACAUUGCCUGGAAAUGUCAUUUCCAAAGUCAUCAUUCAACAGCCCACAGGCCUGCACAUGCCUAUGAGUAUGAACGAGCUAAGCAAUCCGUGUCUGAAAAAAGAGAACACUGAACUGCGGAGAACUGUGUACUUAUGCACGGAUGACAAUCUGAGAGGGGCCGAUAUGGACAUUGUCCACCCCCAAGAACGAAUGAUGGAAAGUGACUAUAUUGUGAUGCCUAGAAGUUCUGUAAGCACCCAGCCAUCAAUGAAAGAGGAGAGCAAGAUGAAUAUUGGCAUGGAAACCUUGCCGCAUGAAAGGCUAUUACACUACAAAGUAAACCCUGAAUUCAAUAUGAAUCCCCCCGUAAUGGACCAGUUUAAUAUGAACUUAGAUCAGCAUCUUGCACCCCAGGAACAUAUGCAGAAUUUACCCUUUGAGCCUCGCACAGCUGUGAAGAAUUUCAUGGCCUCUGAGUUGGAUGAUAAUGUGGGACUGUCAAGAAGUGAAACUGGAUCAACGAUAUCAAUGAGUUCUCUAGAGAGAAGAAAAUCGCGGUAUUCUGACCUUGACUUUGAGAAGGUCAUGCACACAAGGAAGAGGCACAUGGAAUUGUUUCAGGAACUAAAUCAGAAGUUUCAGACUUUGGACAGAUUUCGGGACAUACCAAACACAAGCAGUAUGGAAAACCCAGCACCAAACAAGAAUCCAUGGGACACUUUCAAACCCCCCAGUGAAUACCAACAUUACACCACAAUCAAUGUCUUAGACACGGAGGCAAAGGAUACUCUGGAGCUGAGGCCGGCCGAGUGGGAGAAGUGUCUGAAUUUGCCUCUGGAUGUGCAAGAGGGUGAUUUUCAAACAGAAGUGUAAGGCAAUCAAAAAGAACUUAGGUAGAGACACAGUCAAAUACACUGACACUGAGACUUGGGAAGCCUGACAUUUCCACCUGGACAGUGUGACUUUCCUCUGUCAGGACCCUUCUUGUGCCAACAUCAGUGUUUUCUUAUGGCAAUUUCUCACUGGUCAGGCUAGUGGAGAGAGACGGCCAAGUGUACAGUUCUCACCACCCCGUGUUGUAAGUACCCGUGGAAUGGAUUUGUAAGGUAAUCUUUAUAGAUAAACCUCAAGCAAGGAUUUCAUGUUGUAACAGCUUCAUGUGGUUUAGUUUUCAGAAAACUUCACCAUGAAGCACAAUGUAUAUAUUUAUGCAGUUUUUAAAGUUUAUAACAGUCUGUUUGGCCAUUACUACACUUUUUACUUUAUAAUAUAAAAGCAAAGUUUUUGUCAUUAAAUGAAUGUUUGUUGAGCUACAUUCUUCAUUGCUUUAAAUGCAAUAAAGUAAUAAUCUCACUUUUAUAUGAAUAAUAUAUUUCACAUCUUUAUUAUUGCAGUUUUCUCUAGAAGGCUCUGAGUAGCUUUCUCUGCUGCAGCUGUGUAUAAAAUAUUUAAAAUGUUGUAUGGUGUAAAUAAACUUUUGUCUACAUAUCA